Molecule: messenger RNA, 606 nt
Organism: Fonsecaea pedrosoi CBS 271.37
Lineage: Eukaryota; Fungi; Ascomycota; Eurotiomycetes; Chaetothyriales; Herpotrichiellaceae
Exons: 2
Coding region: 1-606 (201 amino acids)
Source: RefSeq, a predicted model, not a curated record
AUGACACGGUCUGGCGGCAUGUGUCUGCCGUGGAUCCUCCCAUGGCAGAAGAACAUGACUCUGGACCCGAUCCAGAAGCUCGUGACGGCGGCAAAAGACGACGACCGACGACAACUCACCCGAAAUUGGAGAGAGUCGAAGCUGGCGGAGCUGAAUUACGUGGGGUUGACGAGCGCACUCGUCACCAGUGCAUUUGCCAGUGCCAUCGGAUGGCAGACGGUCAACUUGAUCCCCUAUGUCCUGGGGAUCUGGUUCGGGGGCCUCAUCCUGGUCUUGACGUCCAUCUUCAUCGCGACCGCGCAGAGCAUCGCCGUCUAUCGCUUGACGACCAGCGACGAAGGCCUCGACGAACUGGCGGGGUUGCUGGGGAACAACCCACAAGAUCCGGGAAGUUCGCAACCGCGCCGAUUCCAGGUCCUGGCGUGGCAGAUGCCCGUGAUGCUGCUCAACCUCAGCAUCACCUUGUUUCUCAUCGGUCUCUUGUGCCAGAUUUUCAACUCGUACACCAUGACUAGAAAAGAUGUCAAGGUGGGUAGUGACCCCCAAUCUGGAGGGUUGUGCGACAGCGGGUCAGAAUCCAAGCUAAUCGAACUGAUUUUGAUGUAG